Molecule: messenger RNA, 3318 nt
Organism: Fonsecaea pedrosoi CBS 271.37
Lineage: Eukaryota; Fungi; Ascomycota; Eurotiomycetes; Chaetothyriales; Herpotrichiellaceae
Exons: 1
Coding region: 1-3318 (1105 amino acids)
Biological process (GO): cytosolic ribosome assembly
Cellular component (GO): ribonucleoprotein complex; cytosol
Molecular function (GO): ribosome binding; GTPase activity; GTP binding
Source: RefSeq, a predicted model, not a curated record
AUGCCCCCGAUACCACCCUCGCGCCUGGUCGCGCUUCAAUCUAACUCUCAAAAUAUCCGCAACAUCUGUAUCCUCGCACACGUCGAUCAUGGCAAGACGUCUCUCACAGACUCGCUUAUUGCGACCAAUGGGAUUAUCUCCCCGAAGAUGGCGGGCAAGGUGCGGUAUUUGGACUCACGGCCGGACGAGCAAAUACGUGGAAUUACCAUGGAAAGCAGCGCCAUCAGUCUGUACUUCAGUAUGAUGCGCAGGCAAAAGGAAGGUGAAGAGGCAAAGAAGGAGGAAUACCUGAUAAACCUGAUAGACAGCCCUGGUCACAUCGACUUUUCGUCGGAGGUCAGUACGGCCUCACGACUCUGCGAUGCCGCGGUGGUCCUGGUGGAUGCUGUCGAAGGCGUGUGUUCGCAGACCGUUACUGUGCUUCGACAGGUAUGGCUAGAGAAACUGAAGCCCUUACUCGUCAUCAACAAAAUUGACAGGCUCGUGACGGAACUGAAAAUGACCCCCGCCGAGGCAUACUCCCACCUGGAAAGAGUCCUCGAAGGCGUAAAUGCCGUCAUCGGAGGCUUCUUCCAGGGCGAGCGCAUGGAAGAGCAUCUGAUGUGGAGAGAAAAGCUCGACCAGGAAAGGGCGGCUAAAGAACAGCAGAAGCAGGAUGCCAUGAGCGAGGCCGCGUCCGAGGCGGACCUGGACCAACAGUUUGAGGAGCGCGAUGACGAGGACCUCUAUUUCGCUCCGGAGAAGAACAAUGUCAUCUUUGCGAGUGCCAUAGAUGGUUGGGCAUUUACGGUCCGUCAAUUUGCGGGCAUAUACGAAAAGAAGCUAGGUAUCAAAAGAUCCCUUCUGGAAAAGUUCCUCUGGGGUGACUUCUAUCUGGACCCCAAGACCAAAAAGGUACUUGGUUCGAAACAUCUGAAAGGAAGAAAUUUGAAACCAAUCUUCGUGCAACUUGUUUUGGAACCUAUCUGGCAAGCCUACGACGCCACGGUUGGUAUAAAUGGCUCUCGGGGCGAUCCAGCGUUGCUGGAGAAGAUAACAAAGUCUCUGUCGAUCAGUUUACCUGCCCACAUUACGAGGUCGAGGGAUUCCAAAGCCAUCUUACAAGCCGUCUUCGCCUCAUGGCUACCACUCUCAACAGCACUUCUCGUCUCGGUUAUCGAAUACUUACCAAGCCCGCCCAGUGCCCAAGCAAGUCGAUUGCCCGAAAUGAUUGAGGAUUUGGUCAGUGCAAAGAGCAUUGACCAGUCUCUGAAAGACUCUAUGAUCAACUUUGACACUUCUAGCUCUGCACCACUGGUGGCAUACGUGAGUAAGAUGGUCGCUGUCCCCGAGAGUGAACUCCCCUCCAAGAGACGAAAACUGGGCACCACCUUGACAGCCGACGAAGCCAGGGAGCUCGCCCGUAAGAAGCGCGCUGAAAUUGCCAAAGCACAGGCUGAGGCAGAAGGAGCAACUGGUGUGGACAGUAUAACGAAUGGAGUCAGUACCGUUAGGAUUGGCGAGGAGAAUGAUGAGGGUAUGACACCAGAGCAACCGGAAGAUCCAGAGCAUUUGAUCGGGUUUGCCAGGCUUUAUUCGGGGUCGCUCUCUGUGGGAGACGAAGUCUACGUCCUACCACCCAAGUUCAACCCAGCCUUUCCUCAUGCCUCACCAGAGCCGAAGAAGGUGCCUAUCACAGCUCUCUAUCUUCUCAUGGGCCGAGCUUUAGAGCCGUUGGAUAAAGUACCUGCUGGAGUUGUCUUUGGGAUUGAGGGGCUCGAGGGCCACAUCCUCAAGACUGGCACAUUGUGCUCGCAACUCGAAGGAGCUAUCAAUCUGGCUGGUGUUUCGACGCUCAGUCAGCCUAUCGUCAGAGUCGCUCUGGAACCCACGAAUCCAAUGGAUCUGAACAAGAUGAUCAAGGGACUCAAAUUGCUUGAACAAAGUGAUCCUUGUGCUGUGUAUGAGCAGAUGGAAAGUGGAGAGCAUGUCAUCUUGACAGCCGGUGAGCUGCAUCUCGAGCGGUGUCUCAAAGACUUGCGGGAGCGAUUUGCCAAGUGUGACAUUCAGCCUGGCGAACCCAUCGUACCAUACCGCGAAACGAUCGUCAAGGCGGAAGAAAUGGAACCCCCGAAGAAUAAAGACCUCCCUAGAGGGACGGCGAUCGCGGUGACUGCCUCAAAGACUGUUUCUGUCAGAUUGAGGGUUCGACCUCUGCCGUCAAAUGUGACCGAGUUCCUGAUCAAUAAUGGCGCAUCGAUCAGGAGACUAUAUGCCGAGAAGCAAGCACAGGAGGAACAGACUACAAAGGAUCCUUCGAAUGUCGACAGAGAGGAAAUAGUCGACCUAGGAAACGACGCUGGGGGGCGGGAAAGGAGCCAUCUCUCCCUUGAAGAGUUUCGAAAUCAACUUCAAGCUGCAUUCGAUGAGGUGACAGAGGAUAGAGAUGUCUGGGCCAAGGUCGUGCCCAGGAUAUGUGGCUUUGGUCCUCGACGAGUCGGGCCUAAUUUGUUCAUCGACGCGACAGGACAACAAACCUGUAAGCGGUUCUUGUUUGAACAGCACGAAAUUGCAGAGAGGGAAGAAGAUACAAAUGGCAACAGUGCCGAUGGCGUGGAAACCUCGUCAUCGUCGAAGCAAGAUUUCUCGGAUACUAUUGCAUACGCGUUUCAACUAGCGACCUCGCAAGGCCCGCUGUGUCGCGAACCGAUGCAAGGCGUUGCCGUCUUCCUCGAAGAGAUCAGCCAACAGCAACAGCAGCCACCCGCAUCAAGCACCAGCACCGAUCCUUCUGCCGAUGGUGACCCUGCAUCAACGGCGGGUGUCGAAUCCGGCCGCUUGACGGGCGAACUCAUCACGUCGGUACGCGAAACCAUCCGCUCGGCGUUCCUGGACUGGUCCCCACGCAUCAUGCUGGCCAUGUACAGCUGCACGAUCCAGGCGACCCCGGAGGUGCUGGGCCGGGUGUACUCGGUGCUCACACGCCGGCGAGGUUCGAUCCUGUCCGAGGCUCUGCUGGAGGGCACGCCCUACUUCACCAUCAGCGCCUCGCUACCAGUCGCCGAGUCAUUUGGGUUCAGCGAGGAGAUCCGCAAGCGGACGUCAGGCCUCGCGCAACCGAUGCUGCAGUUCGUCGGGUUCGAGGUCGUCGACGACGUCGACCCCUUCUGGGUGCCCCGCAGCGAGGAGGAGCUGGAGGACCUGGGCGUGCACGGCGAGAGGGAGAAUGUCGCGAAACGCUAUGUGGACGGCGUGCGCAGGCGUAAGGGCCUCCUGGUUAGAGGUACCAGGGGUGUUGGGAGGGACGCCGAGAAGCAGAAGACGUUGAAGACGAAUUGA